AUAGUUGAGAACCUCUGCAGUGUACAGUGCAGGCAAGGAAAAUGUAAAUAAAGUGCAAGAGUACUUACUCCUAGUGAUAAAACUACAAUGACUACUGUGCAAAGAUGACUACUAUGAUCUUGCAUACAUUUUUUGAACAACUGCCAUAUAUUGAAAUUAAUAUACGUUUCAUUAUUAAUAACAAUUGAAUAUAAAGUUUUACGAAGACCAACGCGUUUGUGAUUCUUGUAAACAGUGUUUUAGGUUAUGAGUAAAAAUGAACAUCCGUUGUAAAAAUAUUCAUUUUCUCUUUUUAGUUUUAGUUAUUCAGGCUAUAGGAAUUAUUGGAGAAGAAGAGACUCAAGUAGUUGCAGAAGAAAAUCUCGAAAGUCUACCAUCAGAUCAGCCAGCUGAAACGAAAAAUGAAAUUACUGAAGUCGAUCCAGAGGCUUUCUCGGAAUUCAAGGAAACUGAUCUCCUAUCCAAUGCUACAUCAAGUGAAGUUUCAUCUCAGGAGAAAAGUAAUGUGACAAUAACAGAUGCAUCAGUGACAAAUUUCACCAAAGUAAAUUGUUUGAUUGACAAAACAUAUGGACCUGUUGAGAUUGUCAACUACACUCGCUUGAUGGAACUCCUCAUAUUGGACAUUGGAACACCUAAUCGUACAAGGAAUAGCAAAGAGGACAAGCAACUGCCAGGAGCUUGCAUUUUGGUAAUGUUUUAUGCCAGGUGGUGUGUAUUUAGUAGUCAAGCAGCUCCGCACUUCAAUGCAAUACCCAGGUUCUAUCCUCACCUCAAGGUAGUGGCUAUCGAUGCUAUGAAAUACCAAAACUUUAACACACAGUAUGGCAUUGUUGGAGUGCCUACUUUGAUGCUUGUUCACAAUGCAAAACCUGUAGCCAAGUUCAAUGCAACUGUUUACAACUUGGAAACUUUCUCUAAGUUUCUAUCACAAUUUACAAACCUGCAGCCUAAUGAUUCAUUGUAUGUGACAUCUGCAGAUUUCAGUGGUCCAGUUUCGAGUACCCCAUCAAACGAAACGGACUAUUGCUUGGUUUUGUCUUGGGUUUUCAUAGCUGCAUGCUUACUUUAUUUCACAACAAAAAGUCACUGGUGGAGACAGUUCAUAGAAUUAGUACAAAAUACAUGGAGGGAGAGCAAUGCACAACAUGAGCACGCCGAUUAAAAACUUUUCAAAUUUUUUUUAUAAUAAAUUAUUUAUUAAUGUAAUAUAUUUAAUGAAUUUCAACAACGUUGUGAUAGCAUGUAAAUAUACCGGGCUGUAAAAUAAACUGGAAAUUUGUCAACUUA
This is a messenger RNA of Nasonia vitripennis (jewel wasp), 1290 nucleotides long. It is a transcript of the gene bug, whose product is annotated as thioredoxin domain-containing protein 15. Bases 257 to 1165 code for a protein of 302 amino acids. Gene Ontology annotation, biological process: cilium assembly. The record is from RefSeq and is a predicted model, not a curated record. The transcript is spliced from 4 exons. Lineage: Eukaryota; Metazoa; Arthropoda; Insecta; Hymenoptera; Pteromalidae. Gene Ontology annotation, cellular component: cilium.